AAGCGGUCCACAUGUCAUUUGGUGUAUUUCCGUAUAUGAAUUUUUGAGUAAGGAGCAAGUAUUUGCUGUUAUAAUGCCUCUGAAGAGAGUUGUGAUUGUGCCUGGUAACGGCGCAGGGGAUAUUGAACAUAGCAACUGGUACGGAUGGGCCAACAAACGAAUAAAUGAGAUUCCAGAUCUGUCUUGUGCACUGAAGAACAUGCCGGAUCCUGUAACUGCCAGAGAGAGCAUCUGGCUGCCGUUCAUGGAGAAAGAUCUGAAAUGUGAUGAAGAAACGCUCAUCAUCGGACACAGUUCAGGAGCGGCUGCAGCCAUGAGGUAUGCAGAAACACACAAAGUUUUUGCCAUUAUCCUGGUGGGUGCCUACACAUCACAUCUAGGAGAUGAGAAUGAACGUGAGAGCGGAUAUUUCAGCCGACCAUGGGAAUGGGAAAAGAUAAGAGCAAAUGUGAAGUACAUCCUUCAGUUUGGCUCUACAGACGACCCGUUUUUGCCCUGGGACGAGCAACAGGAAGUUGCUGAUGGACUAAAGACAGAUUUACAUAAAUAUUCGGACCGCGGACAUUUCCAGAACACAGCCUUUCCAGAGCUCAUUGAUGCAGUAAAAAAGCUCAAAACCAAUGGCUAAACAUCAAUCCUUUGUUUAAAAGGUCUGUUUUAGGGGCCAGAUGAGUCUUUGUUACAAGAAAUAAAAGGCAACUUAUAAUUGUUUAAUAAGAAUCUUUAAUUUUCAGCACAAGUAAAUCUUCAAAUACUCAAGCUCUCUUUGCAGUAGUGUGUAGAAAUCAAAAUAUCUGAACUAAAAUGGCCAUGAUGGGACAAAAUACACAAUGCAAUGGCACUUUCAGCAGUACAGUAACAGCUUAAAUGAAUGAGCAUAUCUGAGCAAACAUUAUCCUCAGUUCAAGUUAAAGUCCACACAUGAGUUUAAUGGUCAAACUUUACAAUAAGGUUUCAUUAGUUUAAUGUAUUUACUAACAUUAACUAAUUAUGAUUAAUGUUUGUACAGCAUUCGUUAAUCAUAUUUCAACAUCUAAAUGCAUGCUUGGUAACAUUAGUUAAUGCACCAUGAGUUAGCAUUAACAAAGAACAACUGUAUGAACAUGAGCAAAUACUGUAAUAAAAGUGUUGUGCAUUGUUUGCUCUUGUUAGUAAAUGCAUUAACUAAUACAACCUUACUGUAAAGUCUUAACAGUUAUCUGUAUAGAUAACAUCCUUUAGACAUGAAAGGUUACCAUGUAAAUUGUGAUUAUAGCACCAUUUGUUAAAAGUUCUUUGAAAUAUACACAUUAUCUUAUUCAGCUUUCUCUCUGAUUUAUCAUUUUAAUAGUGGACUGAAAUAAAGCAUUUCUUUUUACUCAAUCCAGUAAUACUGAUUUUUAUGUAAACGAUUAUAUUCUAAAGUCUAAUCUAAAAAUGAAAAACUGUUAUUUAUUCAUCUAUAUGUUGUUCCAGCAUGUGUUAUCUUUUGUCUUCCUUGCUGAAAUUUAGCAUAACAUCCAUACUAUUCUGUAUAAAAAUAAUGAAGUUUGGAAUAUAACUUGUUAUUGUGUCUCAGUUCACUUUCAUUUGUAUGGAAAAGAGCAUUUUGCAUUGUUUCUUUCAGGGUUUGGAACCACAUAUGGCUGAUUAAAUAACAAUUUUCUUUUUUAGACGAACCAAUAAAUACCAUCAGCAACAAAUGUCAGCGUGUUCUCAUAAAACCGCUGUUAUAAAAAACAUAUACUGCUUAUUCAAUAAACCUGAGAAUGGAAGUAAAGUGCACUCGGCAAAACCAAACCUUCAUGUAAACCAGUCACACUGCAAAAAAAUAAGUUUUUAUAUUUGUUUUUUUGUCAAAACAUCUAAAAAAAAUCUUAAAUCAAGAAGCAUUUUCUAGACAUGCAAAAUAACACCUGUUUUCAGAAAUAAUACAUAAAAAUUAAGUGAGAUUUUACUGAAAACAAGCACAACAGUGAAAUAAACUUAUUUCAACGUAAGACUAUUUAGCUUUUUUUAGGGGAAACUCAAUUCAUUUUGACAAAUUUCUGAAAAUGACAAUUUUUCACUCAUCUAGAUAAUUCUUCUUGAUUUAAAAAUUGCUUGAUAUUUGGGCUACAAACGGGAAAAAAACUCAAAAGAAAAGCUUUUUUUCCAGUGUAAGCCUUUGAUUUCUCCACUGCAAAGGUCCUACUCUUCUACAAGUGGUUUAAAAAAAAACUUUAUCAAGAACCAGUUAUCAAUAGGUUUGUAACACAAAAAUGGCCUUUCAGCAACAUGAACACAACCUGUAAAUGUGAUGCACCCAGAACACAAGUCUAAACCAAGCCAAAGUGUGUGUUUGAGCAGCCGUGUGAGUGAGGUAUACCUAAGAUGAACUCUAGGAACUCUUCUUUUUCCGUCUUCCUUUGGAGUAACCUCUUCCAAACCAGCCCCCCUGAACCGCUGGACUGUCGCCCUGCGGCGGUGCAGACUGCGAAACGUCCUCCAAAGCAGAAGAUGGUGCUAUCUCUUUACGAGUGUGACUCUUCUGCUCUUGCGGACUGAGGGGUUUAGCCAAGCUGAAGAUGGGGUCCUGCAAUCUGGAAUUAAGAAAAAGUACAGUUAAUGUUUUAAAGGGCACCUAGUUUACCCCUUUUUCAAGUCUUUUGUGUAUCUAGAAUGCAUCUGUAAAGUUUCAGCUAAAAACACCUAUCAGAUUAUGUUUUAUAUCUUUCAGAAGUUUGUAAUUUUUUAGCUCUGAGCAUCUUGUAGCGAUUUUUGUGGACUGUGCCUUUAACACUAGCCCUCCCUGCCAACAUGCCUCAAUUUCCGCCCUCGGCUGCCUCAGAUAACAGACAGACAUGAAGGAAGCAGAUCUCACGUAACGUUUGUGAGAAAUAUUACAGUAAGAACUUUCCCAGUGAUUAUUUGUUGUGGAGUUGCAACGAUCAGCAAACGUGACAGGAUACACAUUAUUAUCCACUGCUGUAUGGAUAUCUGUUAUGUUGAUGUACAAAAUAAACCUGAUUUAACAUCCGCAAA
Molecule: messenger RNA, 3003 nt
Organism: Danio aesculapii
Lineage: Eukaryota; Metazoa; Chordata; Actinopteri; Cypriniformes; Danionidae
Gene: rbbp9
Product: retinoblastoma binding protein 9
Exons: 5
Coding region: 74-628 (184 amino acids)
Molecular function (GO): hydrolase activity
Source: RefSeq, a predicted model, not a curated record